AAAAAUUCAGUCUGUAUGAUUAAUAGCGUUGUUCAUCACGUCCAAGUUAUUGUAAACAUGAGUUUCACAAAUAAAGUGGUCCUUAUUACCGGAGGCGGUUCAGGAAUUGGUGCGGCUACAGCUAUACUAUUUACGAGAGAAGAUGCUCAAGUAGCUAUCGUAGGCAGAAUCGAAGAAAAACUAACUAAAGUUGCUGAAGAAUGCGAGAAAUACGGGAAAAGACCGCUCGUGAUCAAAGCCGAUGUCAGCAUAGAUGAAGAACUCAAUAGUAUAAUCGAUAAAACAGUUACACAAUAUGGUAAACUCGAUAUUUUGGUAAACAACGCGGGAAUUACUGUAUUAACUAAGUUGUUAGACGCGGAUUUAGUGCAAAAUUUUGACAAAAUAGUCAAAGUGAAUCUACGUGCUAUUGUGAGCCUUUCUAAUAAAGCUGCACCUCACAUCAUCAACACCAAAGGAUCUAUUAUCAACGUAUCUAGUAUAUUAAGCACUAAAGUCAGAGGUGAUCAAAUAAUAUAUGGAUCUUUAAAAGCAGCGUUAGAUUACUUCACUCGUGCAUCAGCUCUGGACUUGGCUCCGUAUGGAGUUAGAGUCAAUGCUGUUAAUCCAGGAUAUACUAAAACAAAUCUACUGAAUUUCUUUGGACAGGAGGAUAUCUGGGAAAGAUUAAUACCAAGAAUACCGUUAGGUAAAUGCGCAGAAGCUAGUGAAGUUGGGAAUAUGAUCCUUUAUUUGGCGAGCGAUAAAGCGAAAAGCGUAACAGGAUCUACGUACGUGAUAGACAAUGGUAGUAUGCACAUGUAAUUAGCAAGCUGUAAAUUGUAUACUGUAAUAGUAUAUUGUAAUUGUAAAUUGUAAUAACCUUGACUUGGUAAUAUAUAAAUUACUUUGUUAAUUUC
Messenger RNA from Bombyx mandarina (wild silkworm), 899 nucleotides. RefSeq lists its product as uncharacterized. The record is from RefSeq and is a predicted model, not a curated record. Lineage: Eukaryota; Metazoa; Arthropoda; Insecta; Lepidoptera; Bombycidae.